AUGCAGACACCACCACGUGCUUCGACUGAAAACUCGGCUUCAAGGCUGAAGCUGUAUCCCACAAACCCUAACAACAAGGAGGCCAUGAUGGAGCUCAAGAAUGGUGAUGACCAUGGCGUCGGCGAGGUUUCGACGCUCGACAUGCAGGCAGGUCAUGCCGAGCCGCCGAAAGUGUACGGAUUCUUUUCCAUGAUGGCACUUGCAGUGUCUCUGAUGGCGACGUGGGAGGCGCUUUGCAGUACAAUGGGAUCUGGCCUGGUUAGCGGCGGGCCAGUGUCUCUUGUCUAUGGAUUCAUCGUGUCCUUUGCUGGAAACAUGUUGACCAGUAUGUCGUUGGCCGAGGCUGCAGCCAUGUUUCCUUCCGCAGGCGGCCAAUAUCAGUUCGUUGCCGAACUCAGCCCGCCAUCAAUCAGGCCCGCCUUGAGUUGGUACUGUGGAUGGCUCACAGUUCUGGGAUGGCACUCUUUUACAGCGUCUGCUCCAUUUGGAGCAGCCAAUCUCACCUUGGGCUUGAUUUCGCUCUCUCAUCCCGAUUUUGUGUCCAAGCCAUGGCACAAUAGUUGCAUCUAUUGGGGAAUUACCCUGAUAGCACUUGCAUUCAACAUGUGGGGCAACCGUAUCUUACCGUACAUUCAGAACGCCAUUCUCGCCUUCCACGUAGGUUUCUUUGUUAUCAUUUUUAUUGUCAUGCUGGCUUUGAAGCCAGAAGCGAACAGCGCGAAAUUCGUCUUCAGCGAGUUCCGCAACAGCACGGGUUGGAGCUCCGAUGGCGUCGCUUGGUUUCUCGGAAUGCUCACCUCUUGCUAUGUCAUGAUAGGCUACGACUCAGCAACUCACAUGUCGGAAGAAAUCCCCAACCCCGACCGCAACAUCCCCAAAGCCAUGCUUCUCUCCAUCGCCGUCAACGGUACUAUGGGUUUCGCUAUCCUCAUCCCUGUCCUUUUCUUCAUGGGCAACCUCGACGCAGCUCUCGCCUCUGGCCCCUUUCCCAUCAUCCACAUCUUCACCCGCAUCACAGGCGGCAACACCGCCGCCACCAGCGCAAUGACCUCGACCAUCAUCAUCUCGGCCUCCUUGGCCACCUUCGGCCUUUUAACCGCGACGUCCCGCAUCCUCUGGGCGUUUGCUCGCGACGGCGGAACCCCGUUUUCCACGGCGUUGGGCCGCCUGGGAAGUAGCAGCCAGAUUCCCGUGACAUCGCUAUUGGUGUCCACGGCCGUUAUCGUCCUAUUGGGCGCGCUGCAAAUUGCGUCGUCGACUGCCUUCGCUGCUAUCCUCUCCCUCACCGUCAUCGGGCUCAACCUCUCCUAUCUCAUGCCCAUCGUUCUACUACUCUACCGCCGCAUCGCGACGCCACAGAUGCUCAUGUACGGGCCGUUCAAGCUGGGAAAAGCAGGUAUCCUAGUGAACAUCUUGUCGAUUAUUUUUCUGGUGUUCACCAGUGUGUUUUUGCUAUUCCCCACGGCGCAGCCCGUCACGCCCAAGAAUAUGAAUUAUGCGAGUACGGUGCUGGGUGGCUUGUUGAUCCUCGUUACGGUGGAUUAUGUAUUUAGGUCCAAGAAGAGGUAUACGGGCCCGACGCUUGUUUUGCAGGGUAUGUCGGUGCGGGAGGAGUGA
Bipolaris oryzae ATCC 44560 is the source of this 1617-nucleotide messenger RNA. RefSeq lists its product as uncharacterized. Gene Ontology annotation, molecular function: transmembrane transporter activity. NCBI's taxonomy places the organism in Eukaryota, Fungi, Ascomycota, Dothideomycetes, Pleosporales, Pleosporaceae. The transcript is spliced from 5 exons. The coding region runs from base 1 to 1617 and encodes 538 amino acids. The record is from RefSeq and is a predicted model, not a curated record. Gene Ontology annotation, cellular component: membrane. Gene Ontology annotation, biological process: transmembrane transport.